CAGUAAACGUUUCCGUAUGUUUACUUCCGGGGUUAUCUUUGACAGACAAAAAUAAUAGUCAAGAUUAUUUGGAGCGUUGAAAAUAAUUUACGCAAUAAUAUUUGCUUCACACGAAACAAUGUUUAAACAAUAAUUAUAAAGAAUGAAUGUGAAUAUGAUCUGAUAAAGUGAAUUCUGUCCGGAUUACCAUUAAUAAAUACAACAGCAGAGUAGAUUAAGAGCUGAGAUAACUGUAAUGUGUAAACAGCUUUUUUAAACUGUGUGUGGAAUACAUGACACACUUGAAACAUGUGAGUUUUUAGAUGGAGUCAUUGUAAGUGUUGUUGAUGAAAUAAUGGCAAAAGCAAGUUCUCCGCUGUCGCCAGGAUCACAGGUUAACACAUUUGUUGAUGACCCUACCAGUGAAGACGAAAGUGAAGACGAUAUUGAAAUGCCUGACUCCAGAUCUGUUGAACAUGCCAACAAUAUUCACACAUCAAAUAAACACUCUGCUAAUAAUCAGAGUGAAAAGCCAACCUCAAAUAAGGAACGGAGCCCAACAAAUCGUACUGACUCAGUUAAAGACACCAUACAAAAUGGAACAACUGUACCGCAGGCAGACAGAUAUGGAUUCAUUGGGGGGAAGGAAUUUACUGACCCAGAAGCGGAAAGAAGACUUCCAAUUGAAAUCUUGAGAAAGAGAGAGCUCAAAUGGCUGGACAUGUUUCAAAACUGGGAAAAAUGGAUGAGCAAACGAUUUAAAAAAGUGAAGGAGCGAUGCAGGAAAGGUAUACCACCCUCUGUGCGCAGUCGGGCGUGGCAGUUCCUGUGUGGAAGCAAGUAUGCCAUGGAGCACAACCCUGGCAAGUUUGAGGAGUAUUGUCGAGCAGCGGGGGACCAGAGGUGUAUAGAUGACAUUAAAAAGGAUCUUCAUCGACAGUUCCCCCUGCACGAGAUGUUUAUGGCAAGGGGAGGAUAUGGUCAGGAGGACCUGUACCGGAUCCUAAAGGCGUACACGGUACACAACCCGAUGGACGGUUACUGCCAGGCGCAGGCCCCCAUCGCUGCCGUGCUGCUGAUGCACAUGCCUGCUGAGGAGGCCUUCUGGUGCUUUGUAGCCAUCUGUGAAAAAUACAUACCUGGCUACUACAGUCCUGGACUGGAAGCUGUACAGAUAGAUGGUGAAGUUCUGUUUGGCUUGUUGAAACGAACAAAUCCUCUUAUUUAUAAGCAUUUGAAAAAGCAUAAAGUUGAGCCGAUAUUGUUUAUGACUGAGUGGUUUAUGUGUGUGUUCAGCCGAAAUCUUCCGUGGGCUUGCGUGCUUCGAGUCUGGGAUAUGUUCCUAUGCGAAGGUAUCAAGGUUGUGUUUCGUGUGGGUCUGGUACUGGUGCGUCUGUGCCUGGGGUCCUCAGAGAAACUGGCCGCCUGCCCAGGCAUGUACGAGACCCUAGAGAAGAUGAGGCAGCUGCCCACAGACUUGGACGAGAGCUUUAUCGUCAGGGAGUCUCUCCGCCUGAACCUCACUGAGCGUGAGAUGGAGAAAGAGCACCAGAAGCAAGUGCAGAGGAGGAAGGCAGCUAGGGAGAGACCACCGUCAGGCAAGGCCAAGAAAAAGUCAUAGUGCCUCAGAUCACUGCAGGACAAAGAUAAUACUAAAUAUUGAUGUGUCCUGAAAAUGAAAGGUGUCUUACAGUAUAGUCUGUCAGUGUUGGCCUUAGAUUCUGUAUGGCUUAUAUUAUGAAGUUAUUUGGAAAAUGUUUACUGAACAUUUAUCAGCUGGUUGUCUUCUUGCUGACGGGUCUGUGUAAGCUGAUGUUGCCCUGCACAGGCUGGUGGUAUUAAGUUUUAAGGUGCGUUUUCACAUUACGGAGCUUUUAUGGUGUGUGUAUGGUUUCGAUAUUGAAUUUAUACUGGUGCUUGUCAUUCAUGCACCCAACUUUACAAACAAUGCUUAACACACAUAGUUUAGGGUUUAUUUGAGAAAGAAUGAGUAGAAAAUGGCCAUUAGUGGUUAACAAACAGUGUAAGUCUAUUCUCAUGAUUCUAUGAUUAAUUUGAACAUCAUUAAAAGUUAUGGCAUGAAUAUUCAUUAAUUAUUUUAAACAUUAAAAUGCAAUGAUGUAUUAAAUAAUGAACUGUGUUUUUAAUCAGUAAUUAAAGCAAAUACACAUUGUUUGGGUGAACAUCAGUGUUGUGAAAGAAUGCAUGAAAAGUUACACAGAGCUGCUAAAACCAAAGACGAGUCAGACAAUUGAUAUCACAUUCUUUGGAAAAAACUGACUUACUGAAGUGAGAUGGCAUAGAAAUAAAAAAGCUGGAGACCAGUCUUAAUGUUGAUGUGCCAGUUGGCGACCUGGAUCACACUGUGAAGUCACAAGGUCACUACUGAUCUGCCAUGAUUAAAUAGACGUCUUUAAAGUACAUGCUGCCCAAAAAAAAAACACUGUGCAGACAUUCAUGACGUCAUUUACCAUUUCAUGAUAUUAAUGUAAAGAAAUGUGCAGAAAGUGUGUGUUCAUAAAUCUGAAUUACAAAUUAUGUUGACAAUAGUACAAUAUAAUAUAAUUCAGGUGAUAUAAUACCAAUGCUUAACAGUAGAAUACAAUAAAUGUUCAGAAUGUUUAAUGGAUGUAAAAGGUAUGAGAGAUAAAGUAAGACAUAGAAACAGUCAGUAUUUAUGCUAAAAGAAUUUCUAUAUCUCUUUAUUUCCCACAUGAUACCUCAGGUCUUGAAAAAAGCGGAACGUGUCGUCCCUGAUUAGUCUGUGUGGACUGCACAGGCUAAUCAGGGACGACACUUUACACACAUGAACUAAACCCCUUUUCACAGAAUGCGGCCCAUUUAUUUUAAUAGAAUAAAACCUUUUGAUUAUCACUAAUACUGGUUAGUACACAAAUAUUUUAAAUAUAUAUCUUUUACCCUUGCACAGGUGCAUAAUUUGUUUAUUUUCAUAAAUCUUUUUUAAUCUAAUAACCCAGUUAUGCUUGGACUUAAAUAUGUAUUGUUAAAGUACGUUCUCUGUUACAGCUGAUACUGUAGUAGGGUUAAUAAGAAUAUGUUGUGAGACCUGGUGUUGCCGAAUUACUUAACACUUCCUUCAAGUCUUUGGUAGUAUUUUGUAUGGAACAUAUCAACUCUAUUUCUCAUUGGAUUAUCUAUAUAGAAUGUUGGUCCCUUUGUAUUGCAAGUCAUGGGGUGAUAUAUACAGGAUUAUAUCCCUUGGUAUUGCAAGUUAUGGGAUUGCAAGUUGUAGGAUGAGUUUCAAAUUGUUUUUAUUGGUUGAUACAUGUAUGAUAAUGAAUAUGUCCCCUGGUAUUGCAAGUCAUAGAUGCAGUAUGUGGGAUAAUGUCCACAGCAGGGGUAGGGUAGUUUUCAAGAUAUGUUUACAGUGAAACCCAGUGAACACUCAAUAGUGUGUUUUGCCUAAUUUUCAUGAGACUGGCCUAGACCAUUUCUGUAUUGAUAUCUUAUCUGAGUUUGAAAAGGGUUCCAGACCGUUUUUUCCUUAUAUAACAAAAGUGAAAUGUUGUGAUUACUCUAGAGGUUAUAUUUUUUUGUUCAAUAUUCAUGAAACUUUUUCAGAACAUUUUUUCAAAUUAUGUCUGGAAUAAGUUUUAAAAUAUCCAUGCAAUAUUGUAUCCUAAACACAUCAUUAUUAAAAGUCUAAACUCUAUUUAAUCGUUGCUUAAGGUAAUUACAUAACUUUCCUUAAGCAACGAUUAAAUAGGGUUUAGACUUUUAAUACCGUACUGAUGGGUUAAGGAUACAAAAUUGAAUGCAUAUUUUUCUACCUUUAACCGGUCCAUCUUUAUGAUGAGAGAGCAAAUGUAAAAAUAUUAUUAUGUAUGAUUGCAACCUGUGCACAAAACUAAACUUAAUGAUAAGUAUAAAUGUAUGUACUCUAGGUAAUUGUAAACUUACCGAUAAUGGAUAUUUUAAUGCAUCAAGCACCAGCAUAGGUCAAUAUGUCAUAGGUAUGUGCUAGCAGUCAAUAAUUGUAUAUCAAUCUAUGCACUUAGUAUGUACUGUGGAAUUCGUUCAAAUGUAAUGUUCUGCAUUCAUAAAUGUGGUUUAUUUGUUUGAUCUUAAAAUCUUAGAAUAUAUUAUAAGGGAUGGUGUCAGAUUUUGAAUGUAAGUGUUCGUUGAACUUGAUCUUUUGUUGAGCUGACCCUCGAAAAUCCACAAUAAUGAGUGACAAACAUGAAAUAGGAGCAUAUAAAUGGAACUCAUCUAUUGCUAUAUCAUUAUUUAAUUGUUUUGUUCAUUACUUUUUUUUCAAGACAUUCCAGAUAUUAAACAAAUACAGAACAUGUUACACAAAUUGUAUUAUAUAGAUCACAGUUUUAAAAAUGCCUUAAAGGACGACAUUUUUAUUUGUAAACAUAAAUGAAUUAUAGAUUGUUUGUAAAUAUUUUGUUCUGUACCGUAGAAUUGCUGUUGUUUACAUUAUAAGUAAGCUGUUAAACAGUGUGUUAUGACACCCAGAAUUUUAGUAUAAUCAUAUUGUACAUUGUUGUUUUAGUUUGUAUGAUACAGUAGAACAAUACAAAAGCUUAGUAGAUGUCAAACUCUUAGGUUGUAAGCUUGCAUCUGAUAUAAAUCAUUUAAUCUCAUUUUAGGAACUCAAUUUUGUACAACCCUUAUUUUAACAUACAGAUACAUGUUUGUACUUCAAUUUAACAGUGCUUUGUCUUUUAAAAUAUAAAGGAUCUUUUUUAUUUUUAACUUAAUUAAUAUUUUGAAUAUGACUAGGUUAUUUUUUGUUUUUAAAGUAAGGAAUUUAUGAAUUGUUUGUUAAUACAGGUGUAUUUGCGUAAAAAACUUGUUUUUUACAAUGCCAAUUUAUUGAAAUUCUCUUUGCCAAAAUUAUGGAUAUUCAAACAUAAAGGAAGGAAAGGGCUUAACCCUUUACCACAAAACAUAUUAAAAAUCGUAUUAUUUAUAGUUUGUAAUUUGUAGGUAUUUUGUUUUGAUUGCUUAACCUAUGUUGUUUUGAGUGUCAUUUUUUUUUUACCACUUGACCACAGUGCCAGUGUGUUAUUAAACUAUUAUAUACAUGUAUAUGUAUGUAUAUCAUGUGUGAUGUGUGUUUUAUGUCAGUGAACAUCUCAUAGGGAAAGUGCAAUACUAUGGCCAUCAAUAUAGAGACUGCAAGCUAAUAGCAAAACUGUAUGCAGAUUGUAUGGUGCAAAGUAAGGCUUGCAAACUUGUGUUACACAGCAGUGCUGUUGUCAUUUUUUCCUUGACCCUUAAUACAUAGUGUAACUUGGUCCAGAUGUUGUUGUUAUUAAUUAAAAAACUAUCAUCCCUUCCUCUUACCCUUUCAAAACAAUGUGGGUAUAUUAUUGUGCACCUAUCAGUCUUUAUGUCAGUCAGAUAGAGAAGGCUGCAAAUAACAACUCCCAUUUAUGUUGAAGUUGAUAGGUUAAACAGCAUUGAGGUUUGUAACAUGAAAUUUGUUUUUCCUCGUAAAUUUAGAUAACCGUUGACAUACACUCUUCUAAAUAUGUAUGCUGGUUUCCUCGGAGGGUAGGAUGAUGCCUUUUGAUUUUGUCAACAGGUAAAAUAUCAUAUACAGGUGUUUGUAGGAUAAAACAAAUUUCUUGAAUGAAGUAUAGAAAACACUUUUGUUGUCCCCUACCGGUUUUAACGGAGGGGAUUAUGGUUUGCACUCAGUCUGUCACUCUGUCCAUCACACUUUUCUCUAUCCUGCGAUAACUUUAAAAGUUCUUAAUAUUUUUUCAUGAAACUUGAAACAUGGAUAGAUGGCAAUAUGGAUAUUAUGCACGUCAUUUCAUUUUGUUCCUACGUCAAAAAUUCUGGUUGCUAUGGCAACAAAUAUAAUUAAAAAAUUCUGACAAUGUUGGCAUUUCUGACAAUGGUGGAGCCGGUAGGGGACAAUAUUGCUUGGCAAUCUCUUGUUCAAGAUAAUCUUAUUUUCUAUUAUGGUUACUUGGGAGUAAAGGAAGAUGAUUUUGUCUUUUUUGAGAUUUUUUAGUCAAAGCAAAAGAUUUAACAUUGAAUGUGUCUCUGUGCUACAUCUAGUGAACACUUUUAUCCACAAUCACCCCAAUGGAAGGCAUCAGUCACACCUGGAGGUCAAUAAUAACUCACAGGUCUUUUAACAUUAAACAUGCUGUAUACAUAUACCAUAUUCGCUUCACAGGAUACGAGGAGGUCUUUGACCAUCAAUCAGCCAAAUUCUGGAUAUCUGUGACAACAAAAAUAGCCUCAUCGUUUUCAGGUCAAUCAGUCAAAGAGGAAGGACUUGUUAAAUGAAAAGAUUUCCAAACAAUAUCAAGAGGAAAAUUUAACCUAUGAAAAUAUAAAAUAGUAUGCUUGUAAACUUUAGGGAAGGAUGACCCCCAUUAAUUUUGAGAUCAAGAGAUAUGAAGGCGAAGUGAAAGAUAUAUGCACUAUUCAAGAUCUUAUUAAUUACUGAAAAUCAUUAGGACCUCUCUGAAAAUUAAGGUGGUGCAUGUUUUACAAACAUCUUUGUAUCACUAAGAUUUAUUUAUGUUGUUUAUUCAGCAUAAUAACUCGGCUAUAAAUCACCAUAUUUAUGUUAUAUUUUAAGUUGUUCAAUUUAAGAUUACAUGUUUUCUGUUAUUAUUUAUAUUUAUGCCCCCCUUCGAAGAAGAGGGGGUAUAUUGCUUUGCUCAUGUCAAUCAGUCUGUCGGUCCGUCCACCAGGUGGUUUCCGGAUGAUAACUCAAGAACGCUUGGGCCUAGGAUCAUGAAACUUCAUAGGUACAUUGGUCAUGUCUCGCAGAUGAUCCCUAUUUAUUUUGAGGUCACUAGGUCAAAGGUCAAGGUCACGGUGACCCGAAAUAGUAAAAUGGUUUCCGGAUGAUAACUCAAGAACGCUUAGGCCUAGGAUCAUGAAACUUGAUAGGUAGAUCGAUCAUGACUCGCAGAUGACCCCUAUUGAUAUUCAGGUCACUAGGUCAAAGGUCAAGCUCACAGUGACAUGAAAUAGUAAAAUGGUUUCCUGAUGAUAACUCAAGAACGCUUAUGCCUAGGAUCAUGAAACUUCGUAGGUAGAUUGAUAAUGGCUGGCAGAUGACCCCUAUUGAUUUUCAAGUCACUAGGUCAAAGGUCAAGGUCACGGUGACCCGAAAUAGUAAAAUGGUUUCCGGAUGAUAACUCAAGAGCGCUUAUGCCUAGGAUCAUGAAACUUCAUAGGUACAUUGAUCAUGAGUCGCAGAUGACCCCUAUCCAUUUUUAGGUCACUAGUUAUAAUUGGAAUCAAUCAAACUUCUUAUGAUUUUGUUCCAAUUUUUAACUCAUGCCCUUUUGAAACUGGUAUCCAAAACUUAGUAACAAAUUUGUUUAAGUAAUGGUUUUUUCACUAUAAAUUGUUAACUUUCAUAUUAAGAACAGGAUUCAGUUGCAGGAAAUAAAUUGCCAAACGCAAUAAAGCAAUCAAAAGACAUUAUAAAAAAGUAUGUUAAAGUAACCAAUGUCACUUAGCUUUUAUUGAUAUUCAGCGUUUACUGUAAACAUGUUUUAAACAUGUGAACACUGUUAUUGAAAACACAAUUGUGAUAAAGUUAAUAUUUGCUGUUGAAGUGAAUUUUUUUAGCUUAAAAUAAUGUUUUUUUCUGUUUGUUUUAAUCCAAUUAGGACAGGCAAUAUCUCUUAGUUUUCUGAAUUUGUGCUUGAUGUUCAAAUGAUUCAACUCUCAAAUAAAGAUUUAUAUGUAGGCAUCGUGAUUAUCUUAAUGAAAGUAUAUUAAGGUUAACUUGGGAACAUGGUCCCAGCGACCAAUGUUUUAGCAACUAAGUUUAAGGCUCUAGUUUCCAUGCUCCUUUGGGAAAACUUGAGAAAAUUAUUAUUUUUACUAUACUUACACAAGUCUGUGACUAUUUUGUAUUAUUUUACAUUGAAAUAUUUUAAACAGGUAAAUAUUGCUCAAAUGUUGAGUACUUUAUCCCUUUGUAAGCAGAAAGAAUUGGAAUCAACCAAGAAAAAGUAAGAAAUGUUCACGAAAGUUCCGCUUUUGUGAAUGAAGGCUCAGUGCUUUUGCUUGACAUCACAUCCCCCAGUAAACUCUAAAAGGGAAUAUCAGACCCCUUAGCUCAUAUGUUAAUACGACCUUAAAGUGUUUAAGGCACAAUAUUAUCAUUUACAUUGCUUGUCUUAAAACUGUUUGUCCUGCAUUGUUAAAGGAGGGCGGCGGAAAACUACAACGGGCGAGGCAUAGUAUGGUAUUACGCAAGGGGGGGUUAGAGGUUAAAGGUUAGGGUUUGGGUUAGUGUUAGGGGUCGGGUUAGGGUUUGGGUUAGCCUAAACCCAACCCUAACCCGACCCCUAACCCUAACCCUUACCCUUUUUUGGGGUUAUCACCCCUGACCAUGCCUCGCCCGUUGUAGUUUUCCGCCUCCCGUUAAAGAAUCUAAAUUUUGUUUAAAGAUAUACUAGUAAUACCCUGAAUUGUGUGCAAAUGUAUACUCCUUAAAUGUCUGAUGAAACAUUGCAAAUUUAUUUCACCUACUUAUUAUAUAUGAUUAAAUUGAAUAAAUAUAACUGUAUGA
Molecule: messenger RNA, 8515 nt
Organism: Dreissena polymorpha
Lineage: Eukaryota; Metazoa; Mollusca; Bivalvia; Myida; Dreissenidae
Product: TBC1 domain family member 10B-like
Exons: 10
Coding region: 335-1600 (421 amino acids)
Source: RefSeq, a predicted model, not a curated record